UUCUGCGACCAACCAUAUGUGCUAGUGUGGGACUACAAGCUGUAUCGGUUUGCAACGAGGCGGCACAUUGAAGUACAGACAUGGGGAAGAAACAGAAAAAUAAAGGAGAGGACAGUGCCAAAGAUGAUAUCGACAUUGAUGCCCUGACUGCUGAAAUCGAGGGAGCCGGAGCGGCCAAAGACCAGGGCAAAGGAAAAGGCAAAAAGAAGAAGGGCAAACAAAAAGAGGAGUUUGAUGAGGAUGACAUCCAAAAAGAACUGGAGGAACUAUCUUUGGAGACGGGGGGAAAAGGCAAAGACGGACUAAAGUCUGACAGUUUCGAGGAGGAGCCCGUGACUGCCCCUAAGGAGAAGAAGAAGACCCGCGGUGGCAAGGGCAAGCGUGGCAGCCACGAGGACGAGGAUGGUGGCGAGGAGGACCAGGGUUCGAGUGCGACUGGUGUGGGCGCGGAUGACAACGAUGAUGGCGCUCCCUCGCGCGGCCAGAAGGCGUCUGCUCCCGCUGCUGCUAGCGACGAUUCUGACGACGAGGGCUCUCGGACGCGGCAGAAGGGCAAAGGUGGCAAGAAGGCCGGAAGAAAAACAUCCGCUGCAGCCGCCUCAGACUCCGAGGAAGACGAGGAGAAGAACGGAGAGGUCGUCAAAGGAGGAGACGCUGGAGGUGGCGGUGGAGGUGCUGGAGGUGGAGGCAACAAGGCGGCGGGGGAGGGCGAGGAGGAUGAGGAUUCGGAUGAGGGUCCUCAGAUGCGGAAGAAGGGCAAGAAAGGGAAGGGGAAAGUGAAGGCUGCCGAGAGCGAUGAGGAGGAAGGAGAUGACGGCACCUUCAAGGUGAAGACGGCGGCGCAGAAGAAGGCGGAGAAGAAGGAGCGCGACCGCAAGAAGAAGGAGGAGGAGCGUGCCAAGCAGAAGGCCAAGAAGGAGGAGGAGGCCGGGAAGAAGGCAGAGGGAGCAGCAGCAGCAGCAGACGAGGGGGCCGGGCCGGCCGACGACAAGAAGCAGCUGGAGAAGGCCAUCUCAGAGGAACAGGACGCUGAGGCCAUGGAGGAGGAUGCAGAGGGAGACAAGAAGAAGAAGGACAAGAAGAAGAAGAAGGGCGAGAAGGAGGAGAAGGAGAAGAAGAAGGGGCCCAGCAAGGCCACAGUCAAGGCCAUGCAGGAGGCGCUGGCCCGCAUGAAGGAGGAGGAGGAGAGGCAGAAGAGGGAGGAGGAGGAGCGGCUCAAACGCCUGGAGGAGCAGGAGGCAGAGAGGCUGGAGCAGGAGCGUCUAGAGCAGGAGAGGAGGGAGAAGAAGAAGCAGAAGGACAAGGAGAGGAAGGAGCGUCUGAAGAAGGAGGGCAAGCUGCUGACCAAGGCCCAGAGGGAGGCGCGCGCCCGCGCAGAGGCCACACUCAAGCUGCUGCAGGCGCAGGGUGUUGAAGUGCCAUCCAAAGACUCAAUGCCAAAGAAGAAGCCCGUCUAUGGGGACAAGAGGAAAAAGAAGCCUGCUGCUCAGACUCCCGAAGAAACGUCAGAGGUUACCUCACCUACGUCAGAAACAGCCGAGCCAAUGGAAGUGGACAACACUCCCAAAGAGGAGACGGCAAAGGAACAGAAGCCAGAGGAGCCAGAUGUGGAUGACUGGGAAGCCAUUGCCAGCGACGAGGAGAAAGAACUGAAGAAGGUCCACAUCGAGGUGAAGGAGACGCAGGCCCAGAAGCCAAAGGAGACCUCGUCGUCAAAAACGGCACCUCCAGAUGCCGAAAACGGCAGCGAAGAGGAGGAUGAGGAUGAAGACGACGAUGAAGAUGACGACGAGGAAGAUGACGAUGACGAGGAGGAGAGCGAGGAGGAGGAGGAGGAGAAGAAGAAGCCGUCCUCGCACAGUGCCAAGAAGCAGAAGGAGCCCAGCUCGGAGUCGAGCAGCGAGAGCGACUCAGACGACGGACUCACCAAAGAGGAGCGGCUCUAUGACAAGGCCAAGAGGCGCAUCGAGAAACGGCGACAGGAGAACCUGAAGAAUAUUAAUUUGGACCAACUCCGAGCCCCAGUCAUCUGUGUCUUGGGCCACGUCGACACAGGAAAGACUAAAAUCCUGGACAAGCUGCGCCACACGCACGUUCAGGAUGGUGAGGCUGGAGGAAUCACGCAGCAGAUCGGUGCCACCAACGUUCCACUGGACACCAUCCUGGACCAGACCAAGAUGGUCAAGAACUUUGACAAGGAGACUGUCAAAAUUCCCGGAAUGCUGAUCAUUGACACGCCAGGGCACGAGUCCUUCAGUAACCUGAGGAACAGGGGCAGUUCGCUGUGUGACAUUGCCAUCCUGGUGGUGGACAUCAUGCACGGCCUGGAGCCCCAAACGCUGGAGUCCAUCAACCUGCUCAAGGAGAAGAAGUGCCCCUUCAUCGUCGCCCUCAACAAGAUUGACCGUCUGUACGACUGGAAGAAGGGCCCAGAGACAGACGUGGUGGCCACACUGAAGAAACAGAAGAAGAACACCAAGGACGAGUUUGACGAGAGGGCCAAGGCCAUCAUCGUGGAGUUUGCCCAGCAGGGUCUGAACGCUGCACUUUUCCAUGAGAACAAGGACCCUCGCACCUUCGUGUCCCUGGUGCCCACCUCUGCCCACUCGGGAGACGGCAUGGGCAACCUGAUGGCGCUGCUGGUGGAGCUCACGCAGACCAUGCUGGCACGCCGCCUGGCACACUGUGACGAACUGCGGGCACAAGUCAUGGAGGUGAAAGCACUUCCUGGCAUGGGCACCACCAUUGACGUGAUCCUGAUUAACGGGCGCCUGCGCGAGGGCGAGACCAUUAUCGUGCCUGGCGUGGAUGGGCCGAUUGUUACCCAGAUCAGGGGGCUGCUGUUGCCACCGCCCCUCAAGGAGCUCAGGGUCAAGAACCAGUAUGAGAAGCAGAAGGAGGUGAACACGGCGCAGGGAGUGAAGAUCCUGGGCAAGGACCUGGAGAAGGCCCUGGCUGGACUACCGCUGCUGGUCGCACACAAGGAGGAUGAGGUUCCUGUGCUGAGGGAUGAGCUGGUGCGUGAGCUGAAGCAGACGCUGAACGCCAUCAAGCUAGAGGAGAAGGGCGUGUACGUGCAGGCCUCCACCCUGGGAUCCCUGGAGGCCCUGCUCGAGUUCCUGCGCACCUCCAAAGUGCCCUACUCGGGCAUCAACAUUGGUCCUGUGCACAAGAAGGACGUCAUGAAGGCCUCCACCAUGCUGGAGCACGACCCACAAUACGCUGUGAUCUUGGCCUUUGACGUGAAGGUGGAGAGGGACUCUCAGGAGAUGGCCGACAGCCUGGGCGUGCGCGUCUUCAGUGCUGAGAUCAUCUACCACCUUUUCGACGCCUUCACCAAAUACAGAGAGGACUACAAGAAGCAGAAGCAGGAAGAGUUCAAGCAUAUUGCUGUGUUCCCUUCCAAACUGCGGAUCUUACCCCAGUUCAUCUUCAACUCUCGAGACCCUAUCGUCAUGGGCGUGACUGUAGAGGCCGGGGUCAUCAAACAGGGAACGCCAGUCUGUGUGCCCAGCAAAGGAUUUGUAGAUAUUGGCAUCGUCACCGGCAUUGAGGUGAACCACAAAGCGGUGGACUCUGCCAAGAAGGGACAGGAAAUCUGCGUGAAGAUCGAGCCCAUUCCAGGAGAGUCGCCCAAGAUGUUCGGCCGACACUUCGAGGCCACCGACCUCAUCGUUAGCAAGAUUACACGUGCGUCCAUCGAUGCCCUGAAGAACUGGUUCCGUGACGAGAUGACGAAGGGGGACUGGCAGCUCAUCAUGGAGCUGAAGAAGACCUUCGAGAUCAUCUGAUCAACGUGGCACAAAUAGACUGGCUGCGCCCGCUGACUGACACUCUCUCUCUCACACACACACACACACACACACACACACACACACACACACACACACACACACACACACACACACACACACACACAGGCUCACACACAGGCUCACACACAUACAGGCAUAGAUCCUGUGUCUUUGCACACUCCUGACAUUUUGUCCCUAAUGAAGGGAGGCAAAGGGUUUGUGAGUACACACACACACUCUCUCUCGCUCUCUCGCUCUCUCACUCACACACACACACACACACACACACACACACACACACACACACACACACACACACACACACAGUCUCCUACUCACAGCAUCUCACACACUCAUACCAUCAUGGGGGGGGGAGCUGGCAGUGCCGAAACCAUGCCGCUACCACCGCCACCCCCCCAACCCCCCUCCUCACCUUGCUCUGCAGUGGGGAUUGUAACGAUACAGCAAGAAGAAGAAGAAAAGAAAGAAGAGGAAAAAGUGUUUUCUGUGAGAAACCGAACUAUUUCCACUGUUUUUAACAGUGACAGACAAAAAAAAAACGAUUACACACUA
Molecule: messenger RNA, 4367 nt
Organism: Engraulis encrasicolus (European anchovy)
Lineage: Eukaryota; Metazoa; Chordata; Actinopteri; Clupeiformes; Engraulidae
Gene: eif5b
Product: eukaryotic translation initiation factor 5B
Exons: 25
Coding region: 81-3791 (1236 amino acids)
Biological process (GO): translational initiation
Cellular component (GO): mitochondrion; cytoplasm
Molecular function (GO): GTP binding; GTPase activity; translation initiation factor activity
Source: RefSeq, a predicted model, not a curated record